This is a messenger RNA of Anolis carolinensis (green anole), 4943 nucleotides long. RefSeq names its product fucosyltransferase 10 (gene pofut3). Lineage: Eukaryota; Metazoa; Chordata; Lepidosauria; Squamata; Anolidae. The transcript is spliced from 5 exons. The coding region runs from base 830 to 2266 and encodes 478 amino acids. Gene Ontology annotation, molecular function: alpha-(1->3)-fucosyltransferase activity. The record is from RefSeq and is a predicted model, not a curated record. Gene Ontology annotation, cellular component: Golgi membrane.
CAUUGAUCUACAUCUUCCUGAUCCAGCUGAUUCCCAAUCGCUUGGGAAGGCUGAAGUUUCUGACGCAGCUCCUUCCCAAUUUGGCAGCUCUUUUUAGCAUAAUGCAGCAGGCGCCCUGCCUCAAGCCACAGGCGCAAAUGCAGGCAGGCUUCUUUUAAGGCACCCUUUUAAGGGAGAAGAAGCCAUGCCCGGAGCCUGAUCAUUCCCUUCAUUGCAUCUUCUUUCCCUCUCUCUUUGUCCCCUUGUUUUGGUUCAGAUCCAGUCUCCCAGGACUUUCCAAAAAGGACGCUUAUACUUUGAACCGUAUUGGACUAACUUUCUUUCAAAAAACAAAACCCUUUCAUAAAGCCCCCCUCCCCUUUGGGCAUCCCCCCCCCCCCCUAAAUUAUUGGCUUUUCUGUUCCUUUCGGAAGUGGGAUGCAGGAAAACAUGGAGAGUGGAAUUUCGGAAUGGCUCCUCUAGCUGGGAUGCUUUUGAUUCAGGAGCUGUGGAAUCCGCUCCAGCUUUUAUCCCGAUCUUGAAAAAAUAAGUACAAACUGAAAGUAAAAACAAAAAAAUAAGGAAAGAAGCCCCCUCUUAGCAACAACAAGACAAGAAGAGCAGUGCUUUGGGUAGAUGCAUCCACUUCCAAGAAGUCAUUGGCUCAAGGAACCGUUUGUUACUACAAGCUGCGAAAUCAAUCAAAGCCUGGCUCACUGUUUCUGAUGACCUCUUUCCUCCCCAUCACUGAUCAUAAUUGGAAAGGACCAGGACAUCUAUGGAACCAUUUGUGGAAUAUGUUAAAUAACCCAAAGAAGCAGCAUGUGCCUUGUAUGCUGGAAGAGCAGGCAUGAAUGCCAUCAGGAAGAAGAGAUUUUGGGCAUCCUGUUUCUGCCUGAUGGCCAUCUUUUUUCUUCUGGUUACUCUCCAGGUGGUCGUAGAACUUGGCAAGUCUGAAAAGACGACACCGAAAAGAUCAAUUUCCCAAAAUGCUGCUUUUGGUAAAGAAGAAUUGGAGAAAUAUGCUCAUUUAUUUGAGAAGAUGCCUGAACUCCACAGUGAUACAGAAAGAAUUUUGUACCAAGACACAUACCCCAUCAUACUGUGGUGGUCUCCACUGACGGGAGAGACUGGGAGGCUUGGACAGUGCGGGCAAGAAGCUUGCUUCUUUACUAUCAACAAGACCUAUCAGCACCAUCCUAUGACGAAAGCCUUUCUCUUUUAUGGCACUGAUUUCAGCAUAGACAGCUUGCCUCUCCCCCGCAGAGAUGACCAUGACUGGGCCCUUUUCCACGAGGAGUCACCUAAAAACAAUUACAAGCUUUUCCAGAGCCCCACUAUCACUCUCUUCAACCACACAGCUACUUUCAGUCACCAUUCACACCUCCCACUUACCACUCAGUACCUUGAAAGCAUUGAGGCCUUAAAAUCCUUGAAGUAUGUGGUUUCUUUGCCUCAAAAGAACAGCCUGAGGAAGACACUUGCGCCACUUGUGUAUGUCCAAUCAGAUUGUGAUCCACCCUCUGACCGGGACACUUAUGUAAAGGAGCUGAUGGCUCACAUUGAGGUAGACUCCUAUGGGGACUGCUUACACAACAGAGAUCUUCCUGAGCCUCUUGGAAACCCAUCCUCUAUGGAAAGUGAUGUCUUUUACAAGAUCCUUGCUCAGUACAAAUUUGUUCUGGCUUUUGAAAAUGCUGUAUGCGAAGAUUAUAUCACUGAAAAACUCUGGAGACCACUGAAGCUGGGAAUCGUACCAGUAUAUUUUGGCUCCCCGGGUGUUGAAGACUGGCUUCCAAAUAACAACAGUGCCAUUCUAGUCACUAAAUUCUCACACCCCAAAGACCUGGCUGAAUACAUCAAAUCACUGGACAAAGAUGACAAGGAGUACGAGGCUUAUCUUGAGUGGAAGUUGAAGGGAGAUGUAUCCAACCAACGACUGGUUGCUGCCAUCCAAGAACGCACCUGGGGAGUGCAAGAUAUCAUGAAGGACAAUUACAUUGAUGCCUUUGAGUGCAUGGUAUGCAGUAGAAUUUGGGAAAACAUAAGGCGGCAAGCAAAGGGAUUGCUACCCAAAAGGUGGAAUGCAGAAGAGAGUCACUUGAGCUGUCCCAAACCUCAGACAUUUGUUUUUUCUGCUCCAAAUGCGGAAAACACAGCUCUGCGAGAGAUGUGGAUACCAAGUUUUGAACAGUCCAAGAGAGAAGCACGUGCACUGAGGCAGCUGGUGGACAGGAACAGAAAUUUCACAGCUCAGGAGUUUUGGUCUUUGGUGUUUAGAGACUGAUUUUUAGAAGACUAUAGGCCCUUGACUCAUGACAAAAAGGUCUAUCCAUAGAUGAGCCAGUUAGAGGGCUAUUGUUUGUAGAUUGCCUUAACAGGAAAGUAGGAAGCAGUUUUAACAACUGAACAUACAAUGUGAAAACAUGGUAUUCAGUGAAUACUAACCAAUAAGAAUGAUCCCAUUGGAUCAACUGACAAUACGUUUUAAUACUAAUAUUUAGUAUAAAGUAUUAAUAUAGAUGAUUUUUAUGAUUCAUAUUUGGGCAUUCGUACCCAAAUUCUAUACAAUUAUUAUUAGUGUGUGAUUGCUUCCACAUCAGCAGUGUCAAGACUGUACCCUAUGCAGCUGCGUUCUUGGCUUAUUUACAAAUUGCUCAAGCACUAAUUUUGUCCAUGAGACUGGGCAUUGCUGCUUGUGUUGUUUGUAUACAUUUGAGGAAGUCUUGAAUAUGAAUCCCAGGUCACUGUAUGGAUAAAUGACAGCAUAGUUGUGUAACAGUUUUAGAAAAGGAGUUUGUAGCAUCCAUUAACUCUGAUGCUAAAUUGUAGUCAACUGUGGUCCAAAGUAUCCAAGGAUCAAAGAUUCCCUACCCAUAUAAUGAAAAGCAGGCAUCACACAAGCUUGAGUGAGCUCAGUCAUAUUAUGGCAUACCACUCUGAUAAACUUGUUAAAGAGCUUUUUUUUAAUGUCAGGAGUAACUUGAGAAACUGCAAGUCGCUUCUGGUGUGAGAGAAUUGGCCAUCUGCAAGGACGUUGCCCAGGGGAUGCCUGGAUGUUUGAUAUUUUACCAUCCUGUGGGAAGCUUCUCUCAUGUCCCUGCAUGGGGAGCUAGAGCUGAUGGAUGGGAGCUCACCCCACUCCCCAGAUUCGAACUAAAAAAGCCAAUGGGAUUUUGGCCUGCCUAAAUAGGAGUCCAGUGUCUAGAUCCAGGGAAGUCAUGCUCCCCUUCUGUUCUGCCUUGGUCAGACCACACCUGGAAUACUGUGUCCAAUUCUGGGCACUGCAAUUUAAGGGAGAUGUUGACAAGCUGGAAAACGUCCAGAGGAUGGUGACUAAAAUGAUCAAGGGUCUGGAGAACAAGCCCUGUGAGGAGUGGCUUAAAGAGCUGGGCAUGUUUAGCCUGCAGAAGAGAAGGCUGAGAGGAGACAUGAUAGCCAUGUACAAAUAUGUGAGGGGAAGUCAUAGGGAGGAGGGAGCAAGCUUGUUUUCUGCUGCCCUGCAGACUAGGAUGUGGCUUCAAAGUAUAGGAAAGGAGACUCCACCUGAACAUGAGGAAGAACUUCCUCACUGUGAGAACUGUUCAGCAGUGGAAGUCUUUGCCCGAGAGUGUGGUGGAGGCUCCUUUGGAGGCUUUUAAGCAGAGGCUGGAUGGCCAUCUGUUGGGGGUGCUUUGAAUACGAUUUCCUGCUUUUUGGCAGGAUGUUGGACUGGAUGGCCCAUGAGGUUUCUUCCAACUCUGUUUUUAUGAUUCUAUGUGAUGUAUCGGUGAAUAAUGUGUGCAGAUCCAAGUAUGGUGGCCUUUUGCAGCUGACAGAUGGUAAUUUUGUCAUCUCUGAUUGUUUUCAAUUUUUGUCAACGUUGAUUGUUUUCAAGUGCUGGCCAAGGUCUUUAGGCACUGCAUCCAGUGUGCCGAUCACCACUGGAACCACCAGUUCGAUCGUUAAAUCCUCGUAUCGUGGCAGCUUUCCAUGUUGCAUCUUGUCAAUCCUGCUGUCACCUGGGAUUGCAACAUCGAUGAUCCAUACUUGUUGUUAUUAUUAUUGUAGAAAUAGUAUCUACUAUCUACAUCAGCGGUGGAAAUGCAUAGAGAGAGAAUGGAUUUUCUCCCUUUGGGUUUGGGUUUGAACUUGGGUUCAAACCCAAACCCAAGGAUGUUAUGCUGCCAAAACCUGUUUUGACAUUUUCAUUGCUAAUUUAAGGUGGUAUCAAAGCUCUCUCUUCCCAGGUGGUGUUGCAAGGAUGAACAACAAGUGGAAAGAGAAACAGGCAGCACAUGCUUCUUAGUAGAUGCUGCCUCUGUCCAUUGCUGACUUUGUAGCUUUGCAGUGCCGAGCUUCAAAGGAUUCCUUGGAGUCACAGAUCUAUUGAACGACCUUGGGACAGUGCCUGUUAAAAAGCAUAAGCAGUUUCCAAAGAUACUCUUCCCAUAGUGCCUUAUCUCUGAAGUCACUCUUGAAGUCUAGCAUUGAAGCAGGUAUCUCUGGGUAGAUUCGCCCUCUGUCAGGAAUCGUGAUGGAAGCCCAGUCAUUUUAUCAGCAGGAUGUUAUAUUCUCAUAACUCAUAACUCAUGGCUCCUAAAGAGCUGCCUAAUGUGAGACAUCACGUAUUGAAUUGCUUGAGACAAGAAGCUGUGGGAAUGGCAGCAUGGUUGAUUUAUUAUUAGACUUCUGAAUUCCCCACUAUGGAUACAAUUACACGUAAUUUGGUCAUCAAUUGGCUGAAGUCCUGUUUGCCGGGACCUUGCUUGAAUAGCACCAAAAUUAGGAAACGUUACUUUUAAAAAUGUUACUCUGUUAGCAUGGCUUCUGGGAUUUUGCAAUUUGUAGUAAAAAAAGUAACAUUUGCAAGCUUUGAAGAACACUCAUUGCAUCUGUCCACAGCCUAGCUCUGACACCUAUUGACAAGCAGAAAUGAAGCCAGCAUAAUGAUUCAUAACAUGAUGAAUGCUGCAAAAAGAAAA